Aspergillus melleus is the source of this 387-nucleotide messenger RNA. RefSeq lists its product as uncharacterized. Gene Ontology annotation, molecular function: aldehyde-lyase activity. The transcript has a single exon. NCBI's taxonomy places the organism in Eukaryota, Fungi, Ascomycota, Eurotiomycetes, Eurotiales, Aspergillaceae. Bases 1 to 387 code for a protein of 128 amino acids. Gene Ontology annotation, cellular component: cytoplasm. The record is from RefSeq and is a predicted model, not a curated record.
AUGAGAGAACAGGUUGAGGAGAUCGCGAAGGUUCCCGGUAUUGAUGUCUUCUUUAUCGGACUCUGGGAUUUAGGCAACAACAUCGGCCGUCCGGUCAUCGGCGCGUUCCACGACGACCUGAGCGCCGCUAUCGAGCGCAUUCGUAAGGCGGCCGUCGACAAUGGCAAGCGAGCGUGUAUUUACUGCGUUGGCGGAGAGGUCGCGAAGAAGUAUGCCGACCAGGGCUUCCACAUGGUAUGUUUGUCUGUUCGAAUGCCGAUGCCGUCGCCCUCCCGACCUUCCUGCUCAGUGCACUGGAGACCGCCAAGGGCACCAAGACGGAUGCCGCGGUUCCCACGUACUAGAUGCCGUCUCAUGAUUUCCCACAUGUACUGUACAUAUUUCUAG